Messenger RNA from Soboliphyme baturini, 204 nucleotides. Lineage: Eukaryota; Metazoa; Nematoda; Enoplea; Dioctophymatida; Soboliphymatidae. The record is from the annotation of a GenBank genome assembly.
AUGAAAAUCGCGCCCAGCCGCUGCGUAGAGGUUCGUCGUCGAUCGAGCUGCGUCCCCCUCCAGCUCGAGGGUUUCCUGCACAAGGCCACCAGCUUUGAGUUUAACUUCAGGACGGAUCGGUGGAAGACGUCGAACGUGCUGCUCGAGUUUGUCAAUCGCCUGAAGCUGAAUGACCUGUGCAACGGCUGCGGUGAAAGUAUCUGA